Striga asiatica is the source of this 972-nucleotide messenger RNA. NCBI's taxonomy places the organism in Eukaryota, Viridiplantae, Streptophyta, Magnoliopsida, Lamiales, Orobanchaceae. The record is from the annotation of a GenBank genome assembly.
AAUUUUUCGUCUUUUUUUCACUAUAUAAAUAUCACAUAUUAACGAAGGUUUUCAAUCCUCCUCUCGUGAAAAUCACCGAAUAAAAAAAGAAAAGAAAUAAAUUGUGCAGGCGGAGAGCAAGAGGGAGAGAGAAGGGAGAAAACAAACGAGCGAAAUACAAUAAAUCCUGUUCUAUCUCUCUCUGCUCUUUGAAUAUCCCUGUUCUGUCGUUGUUGAUUGAGCAAUUUCCCAAGGGCGCAGUCUUUUGAUCCACACACCAGACAAGAGGCUAUUUCACCGAGCGAAUUACUUGGAUUGAAGAUGGUUUUCUGGGUGUUUGGCUAUGGGUCACUUGUGUGGAACCCAGGCUUCGAGGUCGACGAGAAAGUGAUUGGGUUUAUUAAGGACUACAGGCGUGUCUUUGAUUUGGCGUGCAUUGACCACCGUGGCACGCCUGUUCUCCCUGCUAGAACUUGCACCUUGGAAGAACAUGAAGGAUCUGUCUGCUGGGGUGCCGCUUAUUGCGUGCGUGGAGGGCCAGAGAAAGAGAAAGCAGCCAUGGCGUAUCUCGAGAGACGAGAGUGUGAAUAUGACCAGAAAACUUUGGUAGACUUUUACAAAGAAGGUGAUUCGGAAGAGCCCUUUGUGACUGGUGUGAUUGUAUUCACGUCCACACCCGACAAAAUUUCAAACAAGUAUUAUUUGGGUCCAGCACCUUUAGAGGACAUGGCCACGCAAAUUGCAACAGCGUUUGGUCCUUGUGGCAAUAACAGGGACUACCUGUUCUUGCUAGAGAAGGCCUUGUUUGAUAUUGGUCAUGAAGAUGACUAUGUUAUCGAGCUUGCGAAUGAGGUGAGGAAGGUGCUAGGAAUAGUCAAAAGUGGUGUUGCCAUUGGGAAAAGGCUCUUGUGGUCUUCUUCAGCUGAAAUGCGGGAACAGAAAAGAUCUUCCGCAAAUCCGUCACCUUCCACAAAGUUUUACUGUAAAAAGUGA